UUGUUUUUUCCUUCACAGGUAAAUGUUGAAGACACCGUUGAAAUGUUACCAAAAUCGAGAAGAGCACUUACCAUUCAAGAGAUUGCGGCAUUAGCCAGAUCUUCAUUACAUGGCAUUUCCCAGGCGAUGAAGGACCAUGUGACACGGCCCACAGGCAUGGCCCAGGGCAGGGUGGCCCACCUGAUAGAGUGGAAGGGCUGGUGUAAGCCCACUGACACCCCCGCAGCUCUGGAGUCUGACUUCAACAACUACUCUGACCUCACUGAGGGAGAACAGGAGGCCCGCUUCGCUGCAGGUGUGGCGGAGCAGUUUGCCAUAGCGGAGGCUAAGCUGAGAGCCUGGUCGUCUGUGGAUGGAGAUGACUCUAAUGACGACUCUUAUGAUGAGGACUUCAUUCCCGCCAACGAGCCCACAACACAAAGCACGGAGGUGCCCCCCUACCUGAGGGACCUUCUUCACAGUCAGGUGUGUCAGCACCUGGGUCUGCGGGGGCCAUGCUGCGAGGGAGCAGGUAGAGGAGACAGGCCCUCGCCCACUUCCACAGACACCAUCUGCUCCAGCCUCUGCAGCCUGGACGAGCAACACCCCUUACUGCGAGAUCUCACCCAUCACUGCGGCAACAACUACGGUAACGCCGCCGAGCUGGCUGCCAAGAUCCUCUCGGCCCUGCAAGGGGGAGAGGAGCUGCUGUUGGCCCGCCUCCAGAGGGUGGAGCAGGGGGUUAGAGGGGGAGGGGACUUCAACAGCCUGGGGGGUGGGAGGGGCCGGCCAGGGGGGGAGGAAUCGCCCUGCUACUCUGUGACCUACUCCGAGACCUACCUGUCACCCGGGGAGGAUGACGAUACGCCCUGCAAAGACUACGAGGGCACCGUGUGCCAGGGAGAAGGAGAUGGCGAGGUGUACCCACCUGACUAUGCCACCCACAGGAAGGUCUCAGACGUAGCCUCCUCCGGGGUGGUGUCUCUGGACGAGGAUGAAGAGGAGGAAAAGGAGGAGGAGGAGAGGGAGAGAGAGCAGGGAAACCAAUGUCAUUGAUUUUUGUUUCAUCCAUUGUUUCUCUGUCCAUCUCUCCGUCCCUCACAUGGCCUCUGAUAUGUUAAGCCUGUCCAUCUCUCCGUCCCUCACAUGGCCUCUGAUAUGUUAAGCCUGUCCAUCUCUCCGUCCCUCACAUGGCCUCUGAUAUGUUAAGCCUGUCCAUCUCUCCGUCCCUGACAUGGCCUCUGAUAUGUUAAGCCUGUCCAUCUCUCAGUCCCUCACAUGGCCUCUGAUAUGUUAAGCCUGUCCAUCUCUCCGUCCCUCACAUGGCCUCUGAUAUGUUAAACCUGUCCAUCUCUCCGUCCCUCACAUGGCCUCUGAUAUGUUAAGCCUGUCCAUCUCUCCGUCCCUCACAUGGCCUCUGAUAUGUUAAACCUGUCCAUCUCUCCGUCCCUCACAUGGCCUCUGAUAUGUUAAGCCUGUCCAUCUCUCCGUCCCUCACAUGGCCUCUGAUAUGUUAAGCCUGUCCAUCUCUCCGUCCCUCACAUGGCCUCUGAUAUGUUAAACCUGUCCAUCUCUCCGUCCCUCACAUGGCCUCUGAUAUGUUAAGCCUGUUCAUCUCUCCGUCCCUCACAUGGCCUCUGAUAUGUUAAGCCUGUCCAUCUCUCCGUCCCUCACAUGGCCUCUGAUAUGUUAAGCCUGUUCAUCUCUCCGUCCCUCACAUGGCCUCUGAUAUGUU
This is a messenger RNA of Oncorhynchus nerka (sockeye salmon), 1714 nucleotides long. RefSeq names its product protein FAM131A-like. The coding region runs from base 43 to 1035 and encodes 330 amino acids. The record is from RefSeq and is a predicted model, not a curated record. Lineage: Eukaryota; Metazoa; Chordata; Actinopteri; Salmoniformes; Salmonidae. The transcript has 4 exons.